AUGGUCAACAUAAUAAAGCGGAUGCGCAAGCUGCGCGAGAAGGUAAAGAACACCCGCAACAGUUUCCCUCGUCUGCAGGACACUCGACAAGCUCUUCUAUGGAUUCGAAACGGACCGGGCGCGAUACAGUUGCCUAAGGAAGUGACGAAGAUUAGCAUGGAAUUCCACAAGAAACUCAUCGGUUCACAUCACAGAGGAGCGAGACACUUCUGGCACGAAAUGCUCCCUCGAAUUAAAUAUCGCAAUCCUGCCCUCCCCAUCAGCAUAACACGGCACGACGACCCCGCCGGCCCAGCCUAUCUGCACAUCUACACGUCUCCCAAAUCCUCCGCCUCACAAACCAUGAACACCCCCGGCACCGGGAACGCUACGCCCGAGCCCAACAACAUUUUGACACCGGAUACAUCCACGCCCACGCACACCGUCGAUAUCAAAGCCCUACAUGAAUCAGAGAUUCUGGAAGCGCUGGUGGAGAAGACAGGCGCGGUGGUGCUGCAGACACCACCGGAGGAGGCGCAGGAGAUGGCCGAGAUCGAGGAGUUCAAGGAGAGGAGUGAUAUUGAUAGGGUGGAGGUGCGAGAAAAAUUGAUGAAGGUUAGGAGGGAGGAGGAGUUGUUAAGGUUGGCGAGGGGAGAGGUGCCUAAUGCGGCUUAA
This is a messenger RNA of Didymosphaeria variabile, 654 nucleotides long. RefSeq lists its product as uncharacterized. NCBI's taxonomy places the organism in Eukaryota, Fungi, Ascomycota, Dothideomycetes, Pleosporales, Didymosphaeriaceae. Gene Ontology annotation, molecular function: structural constituent of ribosome. The record is from RefSeq and is a predicted model, not a curated record. The transcript has 4 exons. The coding region runs from base 1 to 654 and encodes 217 amino acids. Gene Ontology annotation, cellular component: mitochondrion.